Messenger RNA from Spirometra erinaceieuropaei, 927 nucleotides. The record is from the annotation of a GenBank genome assembly. Lineage: Eukaryota; Metazoa; Platyhelminthes; Cestoda; Diphyllobothriidea; Diphyllobothriidae.
AUGGUUGAAAGUGGUGUCCCCCAGGGUUCAGUACUGGGACCCAUUUUGUUCCUAAUCUACGUGGACGAUGCCGCAAGAGAUUUAGACUGUGAAGUAGCAAUGUUUGCGGACGACAUGAAGAUAUGGAGUGUAAUUCGUGGUCCUGCCGAUGAAGACAGACUGCAGAUGAACCUGAAUCGGUUGGAGGAGUGGUCAAACCGUUGGCUCCUGCGGUUCAACGUUGCCAAAUGUAGCAUACUUCGCCUAGGCAACACAGCCAGAUCCGCCAGCACAAGAGGCUACUUUCUGGGCGGUGCAGCCCUACAAGAGGUCGAAGCCCAAAAGGACCUCGGUGUGCUUACGACGAGUUCCCUAAAACCAUCCGCCCACUGUUCGAGGGUGGCAAAAAGCGCAAUGUCCGUACUGUACGCCAUCAAGCGUGCGCUUAUGGACUUCGACGAAGAAGCCUUCUCUAAGACAUUCGGAACAUUCGUCCGGCCGCAUUUAGAGUACGGCAUACAAGCUUGGAGGCCGUGGGGUGUUGUGGAUCAAAACUGCCUCGAAAGAGUCCAGAGGAGAGCCACGAAGAUGGUCAGGGGUCAAAGCUCCUUUCCUUAUGCGACCCGCCUAGUAAAUCUGAACCUCUUUCCUUUGAGUUACAGGCAACUUCGCGGAGAUCUCUUGCAAGCCUCCCGCAUUGUAAAGGGGUUGGAUUGCAGUCUGGCCUUCGAGGACUUUUUUGAAUUUGCUACCACGACCAACCUCCGAGGUCACCCGUUAAAACUGCGCACUCAGCAGGCACGGCUGGAUGUGCGGAAGUUCUCCUUCUCGGUUCGGGUGGUCAAACCGUGGAAUGAGCUUCCCGCAGAUGUUGUGAUGUCACCAUCUAUACAAAGUUUUAAGAAGAAUCUGGACAUAUUUAUGUUCCGAAAUGACCAAGAGCGAUGA